AUGUGCCGUCGUGUGGACAAAACAUCCAACUAUCUUACCCAAGCCAGUCUUCUCGUUCUUUCCAGUGUCGAGGGACCUCCAAGAAGCCCCUCCCCCUCCCCCAAGGCAGUUUCUUCUACUGUAUCUCUCUACGGCGGUCUCCUUGAACUCUUUCUGAGCAUUUAUGGUGGUAAAAUCCUAGGUUAUGCAUGCUUCCUCACAAUACGGUGUCCUCUACGCGCCUCUCUACCUGCAGUCUCAACGAGACCAUCAGAUGAAAUGCCUAAAGAGAGGUCUCCAACAGCUUAUGAAUCCGGGGGACAAGUCUCGGUACACUGCUUAAGGUCUCUGUCUGGAAAUCAACAGAUCAUAGAAAAGACCGAGAUGCCACGCACUAAUGCGACUGGGCUUACCCCCGCAUCUGGGGCCAACAUCGGUGUUAGCUUCCAAAUGACAGCUGCCGAUGUGCUUGACACCGUCACCUGA
This is a messenger RNA of Colletotrichum godetiae, 465 nucleotides long. RefSeq lists its product as uncharacterized. Bases 1 to 465 code for a protein of 154 amino acids. The record is from RefSeq and is a predicted model, not a curated record. Lineage: Eukaryota; Fungi; Ascomycota; Sordariomycetes; Glomerellales; Glomerellaceae. The transcript has a single exon.